AUGACGUCCCUCCGCCGGCCUCUUGCAUCCGGGGCCCGGCGCCGGCCGGGCACGGGCGGGGGGAGGAGAGGAGGCGGCGGCGGCGGCGGGGGGAGCAGCGAGCGCCUCCGGGUCACACGGGGACCGGCACCGCCCCUGUGCCGCGGCCGGGAGCCGCUAGAGGGGGCUCGGCGACCCCCGGUCCGGGCGCGGGGCUCACGCGGGCUGCGGGCGGUGUCGGUCCCCGUGCGGAGGGGAGGGGACGCUCCGCUCCCCGCCGCAGACCUUCGGUACGAGCUCCUGCUCGCCCGUCCCCGCCUCUUGGGCCGAAGGUUCCCUUCUCGGGUUUAUCCCUCCAGUCCAUGUUUUAUCUCUCCGCGCCCAAAGAGCGGCCAUAAACGCUGGCCCGGCCCCCGGAGCCGCCCACGGCGGGCCGGGCGGGCCCCGCCGGCUGCAGCGGAUGGGAUCCUGGUGCCCGGCAUGAGGGGCGGGAGGGCUGCGGCCAUGCGGGCGCCGGUGCCCGCCAUCGAGUUCCCUGAGGAGAGCCCGGAGCCGCGCUUUGACGAUUCGGAUGUGCCGGCGGAGCUGCGAGUUGCAAACAGUUCGCAAAAAUUUGUGAAGUUCACUUCGACCAUCCAGAACCAGCUGCUGCUUGUGUCACUGCUGGAGCAUCUCUGCCACAUGUACACGCACAACCCCGUUCACUCCAGGGGCUUGUUCCGAAUUCUUCGUCAGACUUUCACCAGAACAGGGUUACUCUCCCCUUUUGUCUUUUGUGAUGAAUUUAGUACUAUAAGACUGCAGCACAACAGAGCUGUUACUGAGCUGAUGAAAGCAGCUAAUCAACGAGUGCUUAAAGGGGAACUUGAUAACGGAGAGUCUCUUGCAAUUGGGGAAAAAGAAGUUCUCUUUGAAGCACAGACUUCACGAUACUUGAAUGAAUUUGAGGAGGUUGCAAGGCUAGGAAGUGGAGGAUAUGGCAAAGUAUACAAGGUCAGAAACAAGUUAGAUGGUCAGUUCUAUGCUAUUAAAAAAAUUAAAAUUAAGAAGGCUACAAGAAGAGAUUGCAUGAAGGUGCUCCGAGAAGUCAAAGUGCUGGCUGGGCUGCAGCAUCCCAAUAUUGUAGGCUAUCACACUGCUUGGAUGGAACAAGUUCAAACAGUGCAUCCAAAAGGUAAAACAGUAAUGGAGUUGCAGCCACUAGUUUUGGAGCAAAAGAAUAGCAAUGAUCACUGCCACAUCCAGAGUGUGGAAAGUGGUAGUUCAAUUAUCUUUGCUGACCUUACCUCAGAAGAAAAGAAGUCCUGUGACAGUACCAGUCCUAAAAAUGUGAAUAGAGAAUCAGUGCAGAAUAUGGAUGUGAGGAAUGACUUUACAAACAGCAAUAGCAAAGAAGGUGAGAAACCAAAUAAAGGUGAAUUAUCCACAGAACUACAAGAAGGCUUUGUAAAUAAUGAUAACAGUUUAUCAACUGAUAUGGACAAUCAUUCAACAUGGGGACCUCAUUCCAGUCUGGAUCAAGGUGCUAGCACUGAAAGUGAGUCCUGCUCUGAAAGCAAGUCCUGCUCUGAAGGAUGCUCCAAAAAUGAGGUAGCACUCUGUGGAGAGUUUGAGGUGGAAUAUCACUUGAUGCUUCAUAUCCAAAUGCAGUUGUGUGAAAUAUCCCUGUGGGACUGGAUUGCUGACCGUAAUAAAAGAUGUAACAAAAGAUCAGAGGACACUUCUAGUCCAUACCAUGUCGUGGAUGUUCACUGGACAAUGAAGAUUUUCCAGGAGGUAGUGGAAGGAGUUUGCUAUAUCCACAGCAUGGGAGUGAUGCAUCGAGACAUUAAACCUAGAAAUAUCUUUCUACAUGGAUCAGAUCAUCAGGUAAAAAUAGGUGACUUUGGAUUAGCCUGCAAGGACCUUCUUUGGGAUGAUGCAGAGCAGGGGUUUCUGACAGAACGGAUAAAUGGACUGACACAUACCUCAGGAGUGGGGACCUGCCUCUAUGCCUCACCAGAACAACUGCAGGGAUCUCACUAUGAUUUCAAGUCAGACAUGUACAGCUUGGGUGUUGUCCUGCUAGAACUCUUCCAACCAUUUGGAACAGAAAUGGAAAGAACAGAAGUCCUUACACAUUUAAGGACUGGCCAGAUUCCUCCCACUUUCUACAAGAAAUGGCCCACUCAGGCCAAGUACGUGCAACUCCUCACCAGUCCAAGGGCUGCAGAACGCCCGACAGCGCCUCAGCUCCGGGACAGUGAACUCUUCCACAGCACAGACCAGGUUAUUUCUAACCUCCAACAGAAGGUGAGACAGCAAGAAGAAGAAAUAGAGAAGCUGAGGGAGACAAUAAGACAGCUUUCUGAAGAGCAAGAUGAACAAACAAGACAAGGUUCUCCUGUUUAAAUACAGGAAGAACUAUCCUUGAUCGUGUGUUAAGUUAUAUGUUUCUUUUUUUACAUAAAAUACUUCAAUGCAUUUUCAUUUGGCUGUCUGUUCUUAAAAGGUAUUUAUCCUUUUGCCUUGACCAAAGGCUCCUGAGAAAAGAAUCACGUUGCAGUGGAAAAACUAAGAGUACAGGCUGUGUUUAUGUAGGAUUAAUUUACAUACCGUAGCCGUGUUACACAAGAGUUACAAAAAAGGAAGGUCACACCCAAAAGGCAGCUGUAAUGCUUUUAUUAUUUUAGGAUUCUGUCCAACUGUAAUACCUAAAAUACAUCUCAGAAAGGAUUCAAACAUUACAGCAGACAUGAGGUGGAGUAAGAUUAAAACAACAUCACUGUGAAGGGUAGGGGCUCACUUGAGUAGCUUCAUGACAGAGCUGAAAGGUGCCAGAUUCUCACAGGAUUUCAUCCACUUGUGCACGUUGGCGGGGGCGCUGCCGGCCGUGCCCGUCUGCUGCAGCGCGCUCCAGGCCACCACAUCAGCCAGUGUCAGUUCACUGCCCACCAGCCACGGGCUCCUGCCCAGGGCAGCGUUCAUGGAGCGCAGCACUGCUCCUCUCUCCUUGCUGCUGCCUUCCUUCAGCUGGAAGAGGGCUGUGUCCACCCAGCUGUCGAUCAGAGUCGAGGUAACUGCAUUGUACUUCUGCCCAAACAGGGAAAAGAGAAAUCGAGCGAUGUUCCCUUCUCCUUCUAUGGGGCACAUGGUUUGAAUGCUGAACUUCAUCUGGGGUUUGGGAACUGAAAUUAACAGGAAAAAAAAUGAAAGUGAAUCCAACAGAGUAAAGAAAUUACUAGAAUGGUAAUUCCAUGAUGAACAUUUGUGAUGCCAGCAUCACUGUUAAUAUCAUUAACCUGAUGAGCAGUUUUCAGUCUUGUGGGAUAAAGAGAUCACUUUUUGAAAAAUUUAGCCAAAUCUCCUCCGUAAUUUCUCUUCUAGUUACCUUAUUUGUAGAAACUAAAAAACAUUUUUUAAAAACCCCAAAACCAGAGGGUACAAACAACCCUGUCAAUGCCACGUGUAUUUUAACAGCAGUAACUAUGAACAAGAAUCUUCCUCUUCUGGCCCAGCAUGGUUCACAGCUAUGAAAAGAGAACAAAAAUGUUUCCUGCUUCUUCAUAUCCACCAUAUGUCAGCACAGGGACAAUGAGGCAUCUCUGUGUAAGGGUUUAUAGCACAAGUUUCAUUUUCUCAUCUAUUGUAAAAUAUUGAUCUACAAAUUUCCUUCUUACCAUCUUUCCAAAUCAGAGUAAAGCCCAACUGAUACUCAUGACGUGGCUGCUUCUUAGUCUGCUCUCCAAAGCAUUUCAAGAGGUUUUCUGGCACACUUUUCACUGAUGAAUGUGUGUGAACAGCUGAUAAUAUUUUGUACCGCUCACAAAGCAGACUGUGUAUCACUAACAGUGACAGUGGAGGUAGAGAAGGAUUUGCAUUGAUGACAACAUCUUUCAGGGCUCCAUAAUCCUGAAUGGAAAGUAAAACAUUCAGCAGGUAAGACACAUUCCAGAUCAUACUCAUAACUAUUGCUUUCAUUUGACACCAAAAUGUACAUAGUCAUGCAUAUGUGUAUCUGAAAUUCUAACGAUAUUAAAGUAAAUAAAUUCAAGCUUGGACAUUUAAAACUUGUUUAAACCUUUAAAUACAUUCCUUCCUUGACAUGUAAUUAAAUGGCAAUUGUAGGUUGUGUAUUGAGUUCUGAGUGUCCCAGGUUUUAAUACCCCCCUUCCAGCCCUGAAAAUGGAAUGUUGAGAAAGUACCAAUGUAGCUGCUCAACUAAACUCACCUUUCCAAGCAUCAGAUCUAAAUCUGCUCCAUUUGUUGACAAAGGAGAAAAUUCAUCAGUUUGAAUGAUAUUUGUUACAUCAAAGUCAGCAUCUGGGGUUUGUAUCAUCUUGGAGAGUCCAUCCACAGCACUCUUCAGUUCAUACAAGCGCUUCAGAAUCUCUUCCUGGCGGGAUUCAAGUGCUUGAAGUGAUGGGUCAGCCUCCUCCUACAGGAGAGGGAAAAACAAGGCCAUGUACACAUUCACUCAACUCAGUGUCAAAACAGUCUACAGCUCUCUUAAGUUCUGAAAGAUUAAAGACUUUCAAAUAGCCAGACCAUGGGCUUAUGUCUAUCAGUAAUCUCUUGUCUGUAUGAGUGUGGUGAAAUGGCAUGUUUAAUAAAUUCCUGAAAUCUU
This is a messenger RNA of Agelaius phoeniceus (red-winged blackbird), 4585 nucleotides long. RefSeq names its product eukaryotic translation initiation factor 2 alpha kinase 1 (gene EIF2AK1). Gene Ontology annotation, cellular component: cytoplasm; nucleus. The record is from RefSeq and is a predicted model, not a curated record. NCBI's taxonomy places the organism in Eukaryota, Metazoa, Chordata, Aves, Passeriformes, Icteridae. Gene Ontology annotation, molecular function: ATP binding; eukaryotic translation initiation factor 2alpha kinase activity. Gene Ontology annotation, biological process: regulation of translational initiation by eIF2 alpha phosphorylation.